AAAAUAAGAAACUGCAAGCUUAUUGAUUAUCUAAUAAAAAUUUGAAAGACGUUUUAUGGAGACAAAUACAAUUAGUACCACCAUAGCUCAUUUCUUCCCCUAUAAAUAACAACUGAUCUUAGUAUUGUUCAUCACUCAACAACAAACACGAGAAAGAAUCAUAUAUUGGAAUAUUUCAACCAUCUUUUUUUUCAUCAUGGCUUUCAAAAACGUGAUUUUUCUACUGGCGGUUUUAUGCAUUGCACUGUCUGCAAAUGCUCAAUUACCACAAUUUUCGGCACCGUUUCCUUUUCCAUUUUCAUUCCUACCGAGUCCCGGUGUACCAGGAUUACCUGAUAUAACAAAAUGUUUGUCAUCUUUUAUGAAUAUUCCAGGGUGUAUCGCAGAGUUUUCGCAAUCUAUACUCAUUGGAAAGUUCGGAAACAUAGGCCCUGCUUGUUGCAAAGCAAUUUUGGAAGCUGAAACCAAUUGCAUUCCACAACUUCCAUUCAAUCCAUUUUUUCCUCCUAUGCUAAAGGAACAAUGUUCAAAAACUGUUGGCGCACUUCCUCCUACCAAAAAGUAGAAUU
Messenger RNA from Arabidopsis lyrata subsp. lyrata, 569 nucleotides. RefSeq lists its product as uncharacterized. Gene Ontology annotation, biological process: regulation of protein localization to cell surface; double fertilization forming a zygote and endosperm; regulation of double fertilization forming a zygote and endosperm. NCBI's taxonomy places the organism in Eukaryota, Viridiplantae, Streptophyta, Magnoliopsida, Brassicales, Brassicaceae. Gene Ontology annotation, cellular component: vesicle; extracellular region. The record is from RefSeq and is a predicted model, not a curated record. The coding region runs from base 197 to 565 and encodes 122 amino acids. The transcript has a single exon.